This is a messenger RNA of Plasmopara halstedii, 1461 nucleotides long. Its product is annotated as exopolysaccharide phosphotransferase. Gene Ontology annotation, cellular component: Golgi apparatus. Gene Ontology annotation, molecular function: transferase activity, transferring phosphorus-containing groups. The record is from RefSeq and is a predicted model, not a curated record. Bases 1 to 1461 code for a protein of 486 amino acids. The transcript has a single exon. NCBI's taxonomy places the organism in Eukaryota, Oomycota, Peronosporomycetes, Peronosporales, Peronosporaceae.
AUGAAAACUCCGACGGGUGUGCGUAUGCGAAUGGCGCUCAGUCACCGGCGCAACCUCCACUAUGCGUUGCUAGCUGCGUUUGGCGCCCUUCUGCUGGUUGUGUUCCUGCUCACAAGGACGCCUGCGCCCUAUAAGUACGACAAGCUAUCUGACGAGGAGGAUAAGCGCUUUAAUACAAAGGUCAUCAUGGAUCAGUGGCAGGGCAAAUGUCAGAUCAAGAACUUUGAACAGCUGCGCCGUAUGUCCAUCGUCUACACAUGGGUCAAUGGCAGCCAGCCUUGUUAUCGCCAGAUUCGCGAGAAGGCUGGUGGCAAAAAGGCGGUGGGUGGAUCUCGUGACCGAGAGAUCGGCGAGCUUAAGUAUUCAAUUCGUUCAUUAGAAAAGUACGUGACAUGGCACACGGGCCAGAUCUACAUUGUGACUCCUGGUCACAUUCCGGAAUGGCUUGACAUGAACAAUCCACGCAUUAAGGUUAUCAACCAGGACAAUCUUUUUCCAGACUAUGCCAAGGAGUUCCUGCCUACAUUUAAUACGCACGUCAUUGAGCAGUUUUUGUACUUAAUUCCAGGCCUUUCCGACAUCUUCAUGCAGAUAAAUGACGAUUACAUGUUUACUAAGCCGAUCGCUCCUCACGAGUUCUUCACCUGUGAUGGUGGUAUCCGGCUGUUGCAUGAAGGUGGAAAGAUUUCUCACACGCCGCCACCUAAGAAGAAAGGAAUAUGGAUUUCUUCAGUAUUAAACACGCAACAGGAAAUGGAUUUACGGUGGGGCAAAAAAGAUCGCCACUUCAUUAAACAUGCGCCGUUUGUUUACUCACGUCGCGCAUUUGAGCGAGUUCACCAAAUAUUUGACCGCCCUCUGUACAUGACGCUCAAAAGCAAAUUUCGUAGUAAGCCAGAUAUGAACAACCCGCUGCUUCAUCAUUAUUAUAUGCUAGCCCAGGGAAGCGAAGAGCUUGGGAUUCCCGUUUAUUCCCCGCCCGAAGACGAAAUGUCCGGAUACAAGCUUAUUUUGAUGAAGAACGAUAACAUUGACAAGCUGAAGCAGAUAUUCGGCCAAAUUCUUGACGGCUCCUCACCUUAUAGCAUUAUCGCACUGAACGAUGAGUAUUCGGACAUGCGUGUGGCUGACACGGCGCGCGAGUUUCUCUCCAAAUUCCUGCCUGAGCCAAGCAAGUUUGAGCGCAAACCUGAUUCCAAGGCCAGCCCGCUUACCGUGCGCAAACCUGACACUUGCGAGGUUGAUCCAAUGAUUUUGCCGUCUCUUCCGCGGCGAGUAGAGGAUGCACCUAAAUAUCAGGUGAUUGCGUACCGAGAAGUUCGUUGGGUGGCAUUUACCAAUUCUCUUUUGCGUGGUUUUGGUUUUGGCCUGGGCGCAAUUAUUAUGUACAUCGUGUACUUGGUGACGUUGCGCCGCAAGAAAGCGUUAAUGGGCUGUGAUGGGGCCUACGAUAAGGUAUGA